This is a messenger RNA of Anarrhichthys ocellatus (wolf-eel), 5475 nucleotides long. RefSeq names its product nerve growth factor receptor b (gene ngfrb). Bases 515 to 1792 code for a protein of 425 amino acids. Gene Ontology annotation, molecular function: coreceptor activity; death receptor activity; nerve growth factor binding. The transcript has 6 exons. Gene Ontology annotation, biological process: Rho protein signal transduction. The record is from RefSeq and is a predicted model, not a curated record. NCBI's taxonomy places the organism in Eukaryota, Metazoa, Chordata, Actinopteri, Perciformes, Anarhichadidae. Gene Ontology annotation, cellular component: cell surface; plasma membrane.
GUUGGCACGAUACAGUCUGCGAAGCACUUGCUAAAUAGAAGAUUUACGCAAGACUUAAUUUGGUGAUCAACAUUAUUGGUGGUUGGUUUGUCCGACUCACCAAGAACAUCCCAGUGCAUGAUUGUUAAUAAAGAGAGUGCAGGUUCGUGUGUGUGUAGUGGGCGUGGAGAGUGAGAUGUCUCCUUCCAUGUAGCCGUUGAGCUGAGCGCGUCCGUCAUAUGAGCCCAGUUGGAGAAAAGCGCACCGGAGCCGAACAUCCAAUGGGGCAAUCUCAGCGACUUUUCACACUGACUGGAUCCUGCGUGCAGCCACAGCAUCUGGACUGAGUGAUUAACGAUACACAGUCGGUAGCGAAGAGUUUCCUGGAUAGUUUCUUUUAACCAAGAAGUUAACUCAAAAGAAGCGCAGCGAUGACAGCUGAGUUUAUUUCACCUAGAAGAGACUGAGACCCGCAUCUUGCUGCGUCGCAUCCAAACCGAUUGUCCCUUCUGUUAGGAUAACAAGGACCUACAGGAUGAAUUCCGCUUUCAUACUAGUGUUACUUGGAGUGGUUGGGGCUGUGGCCAAUAAGGAGGAUUGUUUGUCGGGUCAGUAUACAACCGGUGGAGAAUGCUGUGCACAGUGCCAGCCCGGCGAGGGCGUCUUCAAACCAUGUGGAGUCACACAGACUGUCUGCUUCCCCUGCCUUGACAGUGAAACUUUCUCAGAAAACUUCAGUCACACAGAGAAAUGUCAAACCUGCACAAUAUGCACAGGCCUACUUCGCAUGAAGGCGCCUUGCACAGAUUCCAACGACGCCACCUGUGUUUGCAACUAUGGCUACUAUAUGAACUCUCUCUCUCAGCGGUGUGAACACUGCACCAAAUGUCCUGAAGGCGAGGGUAUGCUGCUCAGCUGUGAGCCUGACCAUGACACGGUGUGUGAGCAGUGCACCGGGGACACCUACUCGGACCAGGAGAGUUCUCGGGAGCCCUGCAUCCCCUGCGCUACCUGUGAUGAUUUGGAAGAGUUACAGCUCUGCACCUCCUUCACUGAUACAGUUUGUCAAGCUACUACAGUUUACGAUGAUACGUCUACCACGCCCUUUUGGGGAAACUUCACGCCCACCUAUGACGACUUCCCACUAGACACCCCCCCACCAGAGGGGCCUAGAGACACCACCACCACCACCACCACUACAGGUGAUUCCAAGGAGCCGAUCUACCAUCUGAACGACAAACUCAUCCCCAUCUACUGCUCCAUCCUGGCAGCUGUUGUAGUCGGCCUCGUGGCCUUCAUCAUCUUCAAGAGGUGGAACAGCUGCAAGCAGAACAAGCAAGGAGCCAAUAACUGCACAGCCAACCAGAACCAGACGCCGUCACCUGAAGGAGAGAAGCUGCACAGUGACAGUGGCAUUUCUGUGGACACCCAAAGUCUGCAGGAGCAGCAGGGCCAGACUCAGGCACAGACUGUUGUCACCAUGGAUGAAGAGCCUUGUUUGCUCCUUCCUCUCCAAACCAGAGAGAAAGUGGAGAAGCUUCUGUUCAGUGGCAACGAAGGAGACUGCAAACACAUGGAGGACAGCGACUGGUGCAACCUGGCGGGCCUCCUAGGAUACAAGGAGGAGCGGAUCGCCACCUUCCAGCAGGAAGAGCAUCCUGUCCGCGCGCUCCUGUCUGACUGGGCGAGCAAGGACUGCGCCAGCAUCGACUCUCUGUGCACUGCGCUGCGCAAGAUCAACCGUGACGACAUCGCCCAGAGUCUGGUGCUAAGCCCGAGUGCUACGAAGCCCAACGCCACUUCUGUAGUGUGAUUGAGGCUCAUCCGUGAGCAAACCACCUUAACCUUAAUAUUCUUCCAUGGCCUCCCGCACUCCACAUAAUUCAUGCCAGAACCGCUUUCAGCAUGAAGCCAGCAGUCAAAUACCAUAAGUCCUGAAGAAUCAUUUAGUGUUUAAUCAAGGGAGAAGAAAGGGAGAGGCCAGAAAUUAGACAAAAACUGAAUAUCGACGACCUAAUCAAGCCAAAAACCCUUCAUGUAACCAUCAGGCUGUGCUUGUAAUCAUUCAUGCUCACAUUUUAAAACCCACACAAUUCAAAGCCUAUGUGGAAGGAAACUGUCUAUAAUCACUUCGCUUUUGAGCCUGUAAAUCCACCUGCCUUUCCACAUUAUUUGACAUCCAGUUUACCGUUCUCCGACUUUAUUAAUCAUAGAGGAGCAGCGGGCUUUGAAUUCAAUUUAUUGUGGAUAUCUGGCUCUUUCAUUCCCAAAACUUGAUCCUCUGCAUCUUUAUUCUUAAACAUUCAUAGUCAAUUUGUCCCAUACUUAUAGCAUUCAUAAGCCAGUGUUGUAUCUUUAAAUUUUACAAACUUUACAAAUCUAUGCUACCAAAGAGGAGUAAACGUCUCAAGAGCAUACCUGAAAAGCGACAUUAUUUACAUGCCAUGUUAGACUAUUUGAAUUUAAGUUGUCAAAUGACUUGUGUCUGCCACUGCUGUCCAAUGAUGCCUAAAUACCACAGAGUAUCUGGAUCUUUGCAGACAUGACAACCUGAGGAAGGAUGCUUGGACGCUUUUCAAACGAACCCGUUCUCUUUUUAGCAGCAAACAAAAGUCCAUUUACUCUUAUUUUAAAUGUGUAUUACAUUCAAGACAUUGGGCUGCAGCACAUGGAAUCUCAACUGUGCUAUAAGAACUUGACUUCGCCAACGAGUUGGUCUGUGGGGCAGGUCAUUGACCGAGGCAACACGAGACACUGUUCUAUGUGCUCAGGCCUAUCUGCAUAACACAGGGGCUCCCACACAGACUCACUCAUCCUGACCCAGAAAACGGGACAGACAUGAAAUUCAACUAUGUACAGUAUGUAAAUAGGCAGACGAGUGAACACACCAUACACAUACAUACAUACACACACACCUACAGUAUGUAACAAUGCAUGUACUAUUCAAACAAACACACACAGAGAUCAUGUAAACAUUUACAUAAGUAUUCAUUGUAGAAGACAGAAACACAGAAAACUUCAGAUCCUGCCAUAUUCUGAAUAGAACACUAUCAUGAGGGGACCAUAUAUUGUUUAAUGUCAUUAUUAAUAGCCUCUGUGUCUUUAAAAAGAAUGUCUAAAAUCCAUAUAAUUUGCAAUGUGUGCUCUAGAUGGUGAAAUGCUACCUUAACAGUAAACAGCAUGCAUAGCAACUCAUUGUCAGCCAGUGCACAGAUACCAAGAAAAACACAUACAGAAUAAUCAGGAUGCAAAACAAAAAUCCAGGGUUUUCUAUAAUGUUUUGCUUAUUUUCUCAGGGUAUCUUGAAUGAUUGUGUUACUGCAUCAAUAUUACACUUCUUAUUGCACCCUCUAUAGACACUGUGUUUAUCCAAAGCAGUGGCUCUUGCAACUGGCAAUCCUUUAAACAGGUGAAUAAGAAGGGGAAACGGGCCAGAGAAUAAAGAAAAGGGGUGUCUUGUUUCCUCAUUGUUUGCAACAAUGACCUCUGGAUAAAAGGCAAGUCAGUGGAGACAUAAGUCAAAGGAUGUGGGAUGAUCGGAGCGAGGGAAAGCGGAAAAGUUUUGGAUUACUUAAAUGUAAAGGUGGAACCCAGGAUUCUGCGUUUGCAUUAAUCAGCUUGUUUAAGCAUGCAUUGUGUUGUGCUGCACCCAUUUGGUUUGAAUUUGUCAAAUUCACACCAUAUUAUUAUGCUGCCAACUGAGGACCACUAGCCCCUUUUUGUUUGCUUUCUUUUUUGGGGAACAUUUUUGAAGGAGCAAAUAGUUUACUUUGCUAAACUUAAAUCACCAACUUCAUCUGUUACUUUGAGGUACAGAUUGUACAUUGUUACUAACCACUAGCAUAAAAAGCAUCAUGCUGCAGUGUUACUUUAAAUGAAGGUAUUCUCACUCCACUGUCUAAGGAUUGUUGUAUUUUUAUUCCUCAAUAACAACUGCAAAUGGUAUUAUGUUUAUCCUAUUGUCCUAUAGAUUCUAGUACUCGAAUGUGUAAUUUUGUCUGUUUUGCAUCCCAAGUGCCUGGGGACUAUUUCAGGUGUCCGCUGAUGUUGUACAUUUGUUGUUUUUAGCUGUUUUUGUAAGUAUAUUUUCUUUAGUUGUCGUUUUUUAACUUGUAAGUAAUUUGACUUUUUCUAGUUUUUAUUUUAGUUAAAGCCUAGACGGCUCUACUGUACAAUAUCUUUGUGAACGGGACGUUUUUACAAUAUCAAUGCUGUUCUAGUUUAAAAGGGUACGAAGGUCAAAGGGAUAGGUGCCUUUGUGAGGUAGGAAACUUUUAACAAAGUAUUCACCACCAGGUGUAGCCUAUUAAUAUAAAGACUGAACAUGAAUAGGGAACACAAAUUUACAUUCCUUUAAGGCUAAUCAGAUCUGGAAAGGCUGUAAUUGUCCAUUUGGAAAAACACCAGCUGCCACCAAACUCAACUAUACAACAUUAUAGUACACUGCGGUGUGAGGGCCCUGUACAGUGAGUCAAUCAUUUUGCAGUUUGACAUUUUUGGAAAUAUGCUUAUUAGCUUGUUUUGCAGAGUUAGCAGACACACUCUAAUAUGUGUAUGUUCAAUAUAAUGACUACAGCCAGCAGCCACUUAGCUUAGCAUAAAGACUGGAAACAGGAGAAACGAGCUGUUUCCAGUCUUUAUGUUAAGCUACGCUAACUGUCUGCCGGCUGUAGCCGUAUAUUUAUUAAACAGACAGACUAUUUGAAGAGUUACACAAUACUAAAUAUGAGGGUUGAGGAAACUUUGCAGAUGUUUUCAAUAUUAGCCUACCACAUAUUACCUUCACUAAAAAAGCCCUUCUUUCAUUGUACUAGAACUUCGUCAACACUAUCUUCAGGGUUGUGAAUUGUGACUGAAAAUGGAAGUGUUUUCCUUGGACAGUAUUUGUUUAGUUUGAUAGAUAUGAGAGGUUUAAUUGAGUUAACAGUGAUAUGGAAUUGCCUGUACAGUAAACCCAACUGAAGGUGAACAUGUCAUGAUAUUGCACUUGAGAGUAACAAAGUAGUACUGCAGAUAGGGGGUUGAGGGUGGAUCCCCCAUCCACCCUCAAACCCCUAUCUGCAAGGUUUUUUAAAAGGCCCUGGUAAUGUAGUUCAUGGUAAGACUGACAGUGCACCAGGAUUUAAUUGUACAGAUCUGAGAAAUACUGAAUAUUCCUUGUAUACUAAUACUGUACUAUACUUAAUGUGAAUUUGCAAAAUUCCUACAUCAGACAAGCAGUAACCAAUAAUAAAGCUCUUAAAACCACUUAAACCCUGUGUUGAUCCAGUAAUGCACACACAAACAAAUAAGAUUGCAUGCACUUGCAUCUUCACGAACAUGUGCUCAGUCUUAACACAACAUGUCUUGCUAAAUUAUUAAAACUCAACUGAAAUGUUAUUUUCAUGCUUAGUUUGAAUUGUAUUCAAGUUCAAAUACAAGUGUUAGAAUAAAAUGUCAUUAUAAAAUAGACAUUGUUGUAAUAAAAUAAAAAAUAACCAAUAAAACUAAUUUCUU